AUGUCAAUUUUUUACACCAACUGCUUCAGAACAUCUCUUAAUACUUCAAACAGCUGCGAAGACAAUCCCUUGCACAUUGCUUCAACCUCUGGCCAUGUCAACUUUGUUAAGGAGAUGAUAAGUUUGAAACCAAGUUUUGCCAAAGAAGUUAAUCAACAUCGCUUUAGUCCCCUCCACUUCGCUUCUGCCAUUCGGAACUUGAAGGUGGUGAAGGAGCUGCUAAAACGUGACAGAAAACUUUGCCAGUUAGAGGGAAGAAAUAGAUGGACGCCUCUUCAUUAUGCAGCAAGCAGAGGCAGGGUAGAAAUCAUAAGAGAAAUGGUGGUAGCUUGUCCAGAGAGUACCAAAGUUGUGAAUGUUCAGAAAGAAACCGCUUUGCGUCUUGCUAUUAAGAACAGCCAAUUUGAUGCAGUUGGUGAUUCUAUUGAGAUUGUAGAAUUCUUAGUUGGUACAAAAACUAAUGCAUCGAACUGGUUCUUAGUAAAUGCUGUUAACCAGAGUGGUCUGACAGCACUUGAUGUUCUGCUCAGUUUCCCAAGCGAAGCAGGGAUAGAGAAAUCGAGGAGAUCCUUCGGAACACAGGAGUGCAGAGAUUCAACAAGCAAUGCUCGUAAUGCACUAUUAGCUGUAGCAAUAUUAGUAACAACAGCAACAUUUCAAGUUGGACUUAACCCUCCAGGACGUAUUUGGCAGGACAAAGACUUAAAUGGGACUGCCACAACUCAAUCAGCAGCAGCAUAUUUGUUGAAAUUUCAAAUCUGUGUUGGUGCAAUCUACAGUACAUACGAUAUUGCAAUGAUCUUCAUUGCACCAAAGGGCAUUGAGCUAUUCCUCGUUUUGGUUUUGUCUGUUUUACCAGCUAUAAUGCCAUGGAUAGCCUGGCUGAUUAGGCUACUUGUAAAGAUGGUUAGGGACUUGUCAUAUAUCAGAAGCACAGAGCCACUUUAA
Molecule: messenger RNA, 948 nt
Organism: Ziziphus jujuba (common jujube)
Lineage: Eukaryota; Viridiplantae; Streptophyta; Magnoliopsida; Rosales; Rhamnaceae
Product: ankyrin repeat-containing protein BDA1-like
Exons: 5
Coding region: 1-948 (315 amino acids)
Molecular function (GO): protein binding
Source: RefSeq, a predicted model, not a curated record